AUGGGAAAGCUUCAGGAGUUUAAGAUUGCCUUUGAGAAAAACAAAGAAGUGUACAGUCCGGGAGAGUCCAUCUCUGGAACCGUGACAGUAAAACUGGGCCAACCGCUGCAGUGUAAAGCUAUCAAAGUGAACUGCAAUGGUUUCUGCGGCAUCACCAAUAAGGUCAAUGACACAGCAUGGACGAUGGAAGAGCAGUACUUCAACAGCACGAUCUCAGUGGCAGACAAAGGUACCCUGAAAGAGGGAACGCACACAUUUCCCUUCAAGUUUCUCAUACCUGCCACUGCUCCAACGUCUUUUGAAGGCAACUAUGGAAGGAUCAUUUACAGAGUGAGGGCUUUUAUUGACACACCACGAUUUUCCAAGGACUACACCACAGAGAAAGCUUUCUUCCUGCUAAGCCUUCUGAACCUGAAUGAAGUGCCAGAUAUAUGGGGAACCUGCUCAUCUGCAGUGACUCAGCAGUUCACCUACAUGUUGAUGAAAACUGGCACAAUAGUCUUGAGGGCUCAGACGCACAUGAAGGGUUACACACCAGGAGAGAUCAUUCAGGUGACCGCCAACAUCCACAACCAAUCUGGGAAGAACACCGGCAACAUGGGAGCCAGUCUGAUGCAGAGAGUAACCUAUGAGACGAAGAAGCCGACCCAUGAUGUGAAAACAAUAGCGGAGGUGGAGGGAGGCGUGGUGAAAGCUGGCAAAGAGGUGGAGUGGAAGGAGCAGAUCAUUGUUCCUCCCCUGCCUCAGUCCUCCCUCGCUGGCUGUGAGCUUAUAAAGAUCGAAUAUUAUGUCAAAGUGUGUCUGAAGUCUCCUGAUGUCAUGCUGACACUACCCAUCCACAUUGGGAACGUCUCAUUAGACAAAAAACAACGGCCUUCCAAAAAAGCAUCUGCUCCUUCCACUGAGGAUACGCCAGCCUCUGACUCAACACUAGAAACAUCCAUUUCUGCCUCCUCGCCCACCUUGCCCCCUCGUCCAGCCCCAAAACCUGCUCCUCGUCCUGCCCCUCGCUCUAGGGGAUCCUCCCGCAAUUCCCCCAGCGCUCCUCCAGCUGAGUACCACCCAGGAGCAGAGGGAGGGGCCUUGAUGAAUGAGGACUUCCAAAACAAGCGGCAGUCUCAACUGGUGUCACCCAAUGCAUUUAGUUAUGCACCAGGCCUCUUUUUUCCUCAAAGCCAGCAGCCAGUCGGACCAGCUGCAGCACCCAAUGGGCCUGAAUUUAGUGGGUCCACAGGGACCACAAGUCUUUACCCCUCUUUGAAUGGUACCACUUCAGUGGCAACACCACAGAUCCUGCCUCCAGACUACAGCACUUCAGAUUAUCCAAAAGAGGCUCCUCCUUCUUACAAUCAGAGCUGCAACACAUGA
Messenger RNA from Pelmatolapia mariae (spotted tilapia), 1368 nucleotides. RefSeq names its product arrestin domain containing 1a (gene arrdc1a). The record is from RefSeq and is a predicted model, not a curated record. The coding region runs from base 1 to 1368 and encodes 455 amino acids. Gene Ontology annotation, cellular component: cytoplasm. Gene Ontology annotation, biological process: protein transport. The transcript has 8 exons. Gene Ontology annotation, molecular function: ubiquitin-like ligase-substrate adaptor activity; ubiquitin protein ligase binding. NCBI's taxonomy places the organism in Eukaryota, Metazoa, Chordata, Actinopteri, Cichliformes, Cichlidae.